AUGGAGAAAAUUAUCUACGACUUCUACUCUGAUCUCUUCGACAGCCAUGUCCACUUGCCUCCUCACCAUCUGAGGGAAGACGGACAUGUCAUUGCAGAGGUUCUCCCGUCCGAAACACGACAUACUAUCAUGUCGGUAAGAAAUCGUACAGCACCCGGUCCCAACAGAAUUAGACCAGAACACCUAAAGAACAUUCCGCCAGUACUUAUCAACACCCCGGCGAGGCUCUUUAUACGUUAUCUGUCAGAAUGCAAGGUUCCUAAACAGUGGAAGACCAGCAAGACCGUGUUGUUGUAUAAAAAGGGAGAUCCACAUGACAACGGCAACUAUCGCUAA
Molecule: messenger RNA, 336 nt
Organism: Necator americanus (New World hookworm)
Lineage: Eukaryota; Metazoa; Nematoda; Chromadorea; Rhabditida; Ancylostomatidae
Exons: 1
Coding region: 1-336 (111 amino acids)
Source: RefSeq, a predicted model, not a curated record